This is a messenger RNA of Brassica oleracea var. oleracea, 2127 nucleotides long. RefSeq lists its product as uncharacterized. The record is from RefSeq and is a predicted model, not a curated record. The coding region runs from base 340 to 1863 and encodes 507 amino acids. The transcript has 10 exons. NCBI's taxonomy places the organism in Eukaryota, Viridiplantae, Streptophyta, Magnoliopsida, Brassicales, Brassicaceae.
CUCUUCCUUUAGAAAGAAAGUAGUGUAGAGAGAGAGAGAGAGGACAAGGGGAAGGCGAAAAGGGAAGAAGAUUUUUAAAAGCUUAUUAGCUUCCCUUUUGCGUCAUUGCUAUCCGUGCCCGGAUCCGAAAUCUUCGGGUUUCAAAACUAUCUUCUUUUCAUCCUCCUCUCGGAGAUUAACGACGGGAAGAUUCUUCCCCUUUUCUCCUCAGAUUAAAAAAAAAAACAACAAAAGGAGAUAGCCCUUUAUCAUGUUUCCUUUUUCCAGAGCUACGACGGAUCGAUCAUGAUCUUCACCAGAUUCAGCACUUUCAUGAUCUAAAAGAAAGUUAUAUAAAUAAUGGGUGGGUGUGUGUCAACCCAUUCAAGAGGGAUUAGGCGGCCUCGGCGUAAAGGCCGUCGCAGGUCUUCCAAACAUUUUUCUAAAGUAUCUGACAUUGUUCCUCAUGCAAAUACUAGAAGGUCUAGUGACGUUGUGAGCCGAGUUUCUUUCGCUACCUCGCAGGAUGAUGCAUGGUUUGACUCUGUCAGUGUUCUAGAUUCUGAUGAGGAUGAGGACUUCGUCAGCCUACCUGAAGAUAACGUAUCAUCACCGGGUGGUGCGGCCGGCAAUAUCCCAAAUGGUCAAGUAGUUCAAUUUGAAUCUUCUUCCUGUAUUGUGGAUGGGAAAGGAAAGUACGAAGAAUACCAUGAGAGUUACCUGAAGAUAGACAAGAGUAAAACCCUGGGCAAAGGUGUUCACAAGGAUCCUAGUGGUCUCUCUGUUCUCACCGGAAACAGCAAGAAGAACCUAAUGAACCAUGCGAGCUUCAAAGGCUUGAAGGAACAGAAACGGAACUCUCAGGAGAAAACCUUGAAAUCCAGCCUGAGCAGAUUGAUGCCAACGGUUAGUUUCAACGACAAGACUCUAAACUCACCCACAUCUCAGAAGCGAAAAUCUGCUGUUUAUCGGCUUUCUUUCAAGAGGAAAUCAUGCGACGGUGAGGAAGUUACAGAGCAGCGUAAGCUGUUGUACCGUCCGAAGGCGGGUUUCACCAUCCCUUGCUCUUCCAGAGAGAAGCAGUCCAGUGGAAGCUGGUGUGAGAUACCACCUUCAACUUUUAAACUCCGUGGAGAAACCUAUUUCAAAGACAAAAAGAAAUCUCCAGCUCCGAAUCAGUGUGCAUACACUCCUAUUGGCGUUGACUUGUUUGUCUGUCCAAAGAAGAUUGAUCAUAUCGCCCAACACAUCGAGCUUCCAAACAUUAAAGCUGAGGCAAAGCUCCCUGCGCUUCUCGUUGUCAACAUUCAGUUACCAACCUAUCCUGCUGCAAUGUUCCUUGGAGAUAGUGAUGGAGAAGGCAUGAGCAUUGUACUUUACUUCAAAUUACAAGAAAAUUUCGAAAAAGAAACCUCUCAGCAGUAUCAGGACAGCAUCAAGAAACUUGUGGAUGAUGAGGUGGAGAAGGUGAAAGGGUUUGCGAAAGACAGCACUGUUGCUUUUCGUGAGAGGCUUAAGAUCGUGGCUGGACUUGUUAACCCCGAAGAUCUAACUCUAGGCUCGACUGAGAAGAAGCUUGUACAGGCUUACAAUGAAAAGCCCGUUCUCUCUCGUCCUCAACACAACUUCUUUAAGGGUCCAAACUACUUUGAGAUUGAUUUGGAUGUCCAUCGAUUCAGCUACAUAUCACGCAAAGGACUUGAAGCAUUCAGAGAUCGGCUGAAGAAUGGAAUUCUUGAUCUCGGUUUAGCCAUCCAGGCUCAAAAACCAGAAGAGCUGCCGGAACAAGUAUUGUGUUGUCUGAGGCUGAGCCAGAUUGACUUCGUUGACCGUGGUCAAAUCCCAAUGCUACUAAUCCCUGAGGAAGGAGAAACUCUGGUGUAAGCUUUAUGAUCAUCUUGUAUACCCUCAACUCCUUUGGAUGAAGAAAACCAAAUAAUAAAAGUGUGUUUAAUUCAUCAAAAAUACUGUAUAUUUCCAAAUUUAUGUGGACAUCUCUAUUUCUAUUUUAUUUAUUUAUGCUAUUAUAACUUAUAUGUAAAAACGUUCAUAAUCCAAAACUCUUGGAAGUCAGCUUCUCGAGUUUGGCCUUUCUGUUGUAACUUUGUACUCUGUUACCUCAAAUGAUAUUAUUAUGAUAUUAUCUCU